CAGUGCAUCGUCGCACACCGACGUGGCGGUGCAGACGGCAAGCGCAAGAGCAUUGAGUCCUUUACGCCAAGCAGCCAGCGUGUCACCGAGCACGCCAAAGCAGACUGCGCGGCUAAAGAACUCCGCAGUCCAGCAUGGAUCUCCAUCGUUCGAAUCAGAGGCGAGUCUCGACAACACACCAGGACCGUCUGAAGAGCCCCUGCAAAGACUUCGACUGGGCCGACGGCCAUGCAGAUGGACGACACGAAAUGCCCAGGCUUUGCGGCACAGUCCGGCAGCACCACGUGCAAGGUCGCCGGAUUCACACUUGUCCAGGACAUUGGAUGAUCCUCCAGAACCUUUGUUGGGAUCACCGCUUGCUUCUGCCACAAGUUUGUUUACCAGACCUUCGAGUCCUGGAGUGCGGGGCAGUGGAGGCAACCUGGAGAGCAUGAGCGCAUGGCCUCUUCGGCUUGAUAGCUACUACGCUCCAAACAUGUUCGAUGUGAUCGAUUCCCUGGAAUCUGGAUCUCGGAUCCCUUCAUCUCACCAGAAGACAUCUGCGCCUUCCGCAAUUGCAGAGGAGCUGCGACGCUUGCAAAGAGAUCUUGUGGCAAUCGAGCACAAGGUUCAAAAAGGUUCAACACUCGGGUCCGCGCUUGAAGGGACGCGAAUGCACAGCCAGGCAGACAGGUUUGAGUCGCCCUGGCUGAAGGCCUGGCAGGCUGGCUUUCAGCUGGAGCAUUCCGAGCCGUCCGACACGGAGAUGGACAGCGGUUCUGAGAUCUCCCAUGAGAUUGAUGAUGUCCUGGGGCUCCUGCGAGGGGCACCUCAAGCACCUCUGGGGGGAUGGCAGCGUGAGGUGCCUAGGUCUCACCCGAAAUAGCCAGGAACACCCGCCAAAGCUUCGCGGGGUACAUGUGUAAUUUAUUGCCUGCUCCGUGCGGAGCACGCAGCAUAGUCCAGGCGUGAUGGGGAAGAG
Molecule: messenger RNA, 961 nt
Organism: Effrenium voratum
Lineage: Eukaryota; Dinophyceae; Suessiales; Symbiodiniaceae
Source: the annotation of a GenBank genome assembly